Molecule: messenger RNA, 2189 nt
Organism: Myotis daubentonii (Daubenton's bat)
Lineage: Eukaryota; Metazoa; Chordata; Mammalia; Chiroptera; Vespertilionidae
Gene: SRMS
Product: src-related kinase lacking C-terminal regulatory tyrosine and N-terminal myristylation sites
Biological process (GO): protein phosphorylation
Molecular function (GO): ATP binding; protein binding; protein tyrosine kinase activity
Source: RefSeq, a predicted model, not a curated record
GCCUGCUCCUGCUUGUGGGUGUGGGGGCGCGCUGCAGUGACCUGCUACACCACACCUCGCACCAGCGGGACGAACGCAGCAAGGCUCCGAGGCUCCAGGCUCCGACACUCGCCUUCCCACCAGCUCUUCCAGUUUCUCCUUUUCCGGACGUCCCCUUCCCUGCAGGGCCUGGGCGGCGUGGGGACCAGGUUCAGAACACCCUGGAACAUGGAGCCCUUCCUCAGGAAGCGGCUGGCCUUCCUGUCCUCCUUCUGGAACAAGAUCUGGCCAGCAGGUGCCCAGGGCCACAGCGUCCCCUGCUUCCCCGAGCCGGGUGCCGACCCGGAGCUGGAGCCCCCUGCCGCUGUGCUUGGCAGCCCCCCAGCGCCUGGGCAGUUCUUCAGGGCGCUGUGCGACUUCACGGCACGGUAUGCGGAUGAGCUGAGUGUCAGCCGUGGGGACAGGCUCUACGCCCUCAAGGAGGAGGGCGACUACAUCUUUGCCCGUCGGCUCUCGGGCCAGCCCAGUGUGGGGCUUGUGCCCCUCGCCUUCGUGGCCAAGGCCACUGCUGAGAUGCUCGCAGACCAACCCUGGUACUUCAGUGGCAUCAGCCGCACCCAGGCUCAGCAGCUGCUCCUGUCCCCAGCCAACGUGCCCGGCGCCUUCCUCAUCCGGCCCAGUGAGAGCAGCCAGGGUGACUAUUCGCUGUCAGUCCGGGCCCAGGCCAAAGUCCGCCACUACCGCAUCUCCACGGCGGCUGACGGCAGCUUCUACCUGCAGAAGGGCCAUCUCUUCCCCAGCCUGGGGGAGCUGCUCACCUAUUACAAAGCCAACUGGAAGCUGAUCCAGAACCCGCUGCUGCAGCCCUGCGUGUCCCAGAAGCCCCCGGAGCAGGAUGAGUGGGAGCGGCCGCGCUCCGAGUUCACCCUUCGGAGGAAGCUGGGCAAAGGCUACUUCGGGGAGGUGUGGGAAGGCCUGUGGCUCGGCUCCGUGCCUGUGGCCAUCAAGGUCAUCAAAUCAGCAGCCAACAUGAGACUUGCGGACCUCGCCCAAGAGAUCCAGACCCUGAAAAGCCUGCAGCACGCGCGGCUCCUCCAGCUGCACGCCGUGUGCUCCACUGGCGAGCCCGCGUACAUCGUCACCGAGCUCAUGCGCAAGGGCAGCCUGCAGGCCUUCCUGGGCAGCCCCGAAGGCCGUGCCCUGAACCCUCCAGUCCUGCUGGGCUUUGCCUGCCAGGUGGCCGAGGGCAUGCGCUACCUGGAGGAGCGGCACAUCGUGCAUCGAGACCUGGCCGCCAGGAAUGUGCUCGUGGACGACGACCUGGCCUGCAAAGUGGCCGACUUCGGCCUGGCCCGGCUGCUCAAGGAUGACAUCUACUCCCCAAGCAGCGGCUCCAAGAUCCCCGUCAAGUGGACAGCGCCCGAGGCCGCCCACUACCGCGUGUACUCCCCGAAGUCGGACGUCUGGUCCUUCGGGGUGCUGCUCUAUGAAGUGUUCUCUUACGGCCAGUGUCCCUACGAAGGAAUGAGCAACCACGAGACGCUGCAGCAGAUCGAGAGAGGGUACCGGCUUCCGCGCCCGGCCGCCUGCCCCGCCGAGGCCUACGUGCUCAUGCUGGCGUGCUGGAAAGGCAGCCCGGAGGAGCGGCCGGCCUUCGCCAUGCUGCAGGCGGCGCUGGGCACCGUCCACAGGCGCCUCCACCCCACCCUCACAUGACCUGGGCGCUGCCGGGGCCCGCCCGGGCUGCUCCCUGGCCUCUCUUCAGGACAAUGUUUGCCUCAGCUCAUACAGGGUGCCGGACCGACAGCCCUCAGAGCCCCUGGCCGUGGGCCUCAGUGCUGACACACACAGGUGUGCACACACAGGCCAACAUACAAAAACAUGCACUUGGAGAGCAGAGGGGCUGGCGUCCUCUGCGCGGCGUGGCCACGUCCCUGGCAUGGGCGGGACCCCGAGAGAAGGCCUGUCGAGCUGGGUUUACUCCCCCUCAGGGUGACUGGGGGAGAAGCUCUGAGCCAGCUGAGGUCCCUCCCGCCUGGGACCCACUCCCAGGGUCAAGAGCAGCAGGUGGGGCUUCCCAAUUUUCCCCAGAGUUCCGCCAGGGCCUUGUUGAAGGGACUGGUGGGGGGCUCCCGGGCCGGCCCCAGGCUCUGGGCACGUGGGAUGCAGCACCGCCUGCACACUCACGCCUCUGCCUGUGUGCAGCCCCU